AUGACCGUGCUGCUGCUGAAUGAUACGCAGGAUAAUGGAGUUACUUCCCUGAGAGACCCAAUGUCAGGCCGCAGGGUUGGCUUCUGUCUCAGCGAGAAGAAGCGCAGGAGGAUGAACCUGGACGCCUUUGCAGAGUUCUGUGCGGGCCAUGGAGUGGAAGUGGUUAAGAUUGACCUCACUCAGCCGCUGGUACCCCAGGGACCCUUCGACGUCAUCAUUCACAAGCUGUCUGAUGUUAUCGUGGAGGCAGAGCAUGACAGCCAAUCGCAGCAGCUCCUUGCCAACUUCCAGAACUACGUGUCAGCUCAUCCAAGUACAGCUCUUCUGGACCCUCUGCCUGCCAUGACACAGCUAUUAGACCGCUUUGCCUCUUAUCGGAUCAUGAGCAAACUGCACAAUUCCCUCCGAGACUGGCGUAUUUGUAGUCCUCCCUACCUAGAGAUCUACAGUGCCACUGACCUGUCGUCCAUUCACCAGGCUGUGAUGAGCCAGGGCCUGAGCUUCCCUCUUAUUUGUAAAACCAGAGUGGCGCAUGGCUCACUUUCCCAUGAGAUGUCUCUGAUCUUUAGUGUGGGGAGUCUGGCUGAUGUCCAUCCUCCCUGUGUCCUCCAGAGCUUUGUCAACCACGGAGCUAUUCUGCAUAAGGUGUUUGUGGUAGGAGACAGACACUUCUGUGUAGAGAGGCCAUCACUGAAGAACUUCCCCUCUGGUCCCUGUGACAGGAAGACCAUCUUCUUCAACAGUCAUCAGGUGUCAAAACCAGAGUCCAGCUCUGAUCUCACUUCUCUGGACGAGCAGAUGCCUCGCCUGCCUCUUCCAAGCUCCGAGGCCGUGGCCGCCCUGGCCCGAGAGCUCCGAGCUCAGCUGGGCAUGGCUCUGUUCGGAGUGGAUGUCAUCAUCAACAUACACACACACACCCUCAGUGUCAUCGACAUCAACAUCUUCCCAGGCUACGAAGGAGUGCCCCAGUUUUUCUCCUCUCUGCUCAGCCACAUAGAGUCAGUGCUGGACAAACAGACCUCUGCUGGCCCUCAGGCUACUGGCUCUCUUGAGUCAACACACACUACAGGUGGUCCAUCUGCUGUAUGA
Messenger RNA from Scomber scombrus (Atlantic mackerel), 1089 nucleotides. RefSeq names its product inositol-tetrakisphosphate 1-kinase-like. Lineage: Eukaryota; Metazoa; Chordata; Actinopteri; Scombriformes; Scombridae. Gene Ontology annotation, cellular component: cytoplasm. Gene Ontology annotation, molecular function: ATP binding; inositol-1,3,4-trisphosphate 6-kinase activity; magnesium ion binding. The record is from RefSeq and is a predicted model, not a curated record. The coding region runs from base 1 to 1089 and encodes 362 amino acids. The transcript has 11 exons. Gene Ontology annotation, biological process: inositol trisphosphate metabolic process.